CCGAACUUUAGUAGGCGUCGGCGGAUCUGGGCUAAAUUCCUAAACGCGUCACAGCAGUUGAAAAGCAGAGGAAAAAAAACAUCUGAUCUUUCUUCAACACUCUCCUUCAUCUGCUAUUGGUCUCCAUAGGUAAGCACAAAACUAACAAUUAAACUAAAAAAAAAAACCCCAACUUCUCUGCUUACUGGCCACUAGAGAAAGCAAACAGAACGACCAAUGGCAUUGAAUCAAGCAGGAAGAUCAUCACCAUGUAGUCCUAGGGUGUUGAAAUCAGUAUUGGGUCUAAUGGCAAUUAGUUUGGUAGCCUAUAUUUUGGGUCCACCUUUGUAUUGGCACUUGAUGGAAGGUUUAGCUGCUGUUAGCCGUUCUUCUUCUGUUACUACUUGCCCUCCUUGUAAUUGUGACUGCAAUUCCGAACCCUUCUUUUUCAUUCCUCCAGGUUUGAGCAAUGUCUCUUUGACAGAUUGUGCUAAGCGUGAUCCAGAAGUUGGUGAAGACACGGAAAAAAACUUUGCUGAUUUGUUGUCUGAGGAACUUAAAUUGCGAGAAGCUGAAGCCUCAGAAAAUCAGCGGAAGGCAGACAUGGCACUUCUUGAAGCAAAAAAGUUGACAUCCCAAUAUAUGAAAGAAGCAGACAAGUGCAAUUCUGGAAUGGAAACAUGUGAAGAGGCAAGGGAAAAAGCUGAGGUUCUUUUAUUGGCACAAAAGAAAAUGACUGCUACAUGGGAGAUGAGGGCGCGUCAAAAAGGAUGGAAAGAAGGGGCAGCCAAGUCUCGAAGUCAGUCUCAGGGGAAUGUACAGACUAUGUAACAUGCGCAUGGCCUCAAGUAGCUUAUCUCGACUUGAUCUGAUGCCAGGUUCCAGUGCAACAAAGUUGUCUAUAAUUGAGUCCCAGCUCCAAAUGUGUUAGCACGUGAAUGGAUUCCAUUUAUUUUGAACCAUAUGCCCGAUUUUAGUUUAGAGGCCACUAUAACAUCUCUCUCUCUCAAACAGAUUGCCACUAGUUCCACUAUAAGGCAAAGCCUUUCUAUAUAUCCUGCUGAGUUAAUAUUCCACUAGUUAAA
This is a messenger RNA of Solanum verrucosum, 1064 nucleotides long. RefSeq lists its product as uncharacterized. The transcript is spliced from 3 exons. Bases 217 to 810 code for a protein of 197 amino acids. The record is from RefSeq and is a predicted model, not a curated record. NCBI's taxonomy places the organism in Eukaryota, Viridiplantae, Streptophyta, Magnoliopsida, Solanales, Solanaceae.